AUGAGCAGCGCCUACUCUGUGGGUGAUAGGCCGAUGCAGCGUUUACCAACAACUGCACAGCCCGCCUCCCCUCUUCUACGUCUUCCAGCCGAGCUGCGCAACAACAUCUACCACUACAUGCUCGGCGGUCUCUCGAGACGCGCCCAAGCAAAUCCCGGAACACAAUUCGGCUUUGCCGUUGAGGUGCGAGACAUCGACGUCCAAAGUGCAACGUGGGAACCCCAUCCUUUCCUCUUCGCCACCCUAAAAACAUGUCGACAGGCCUCUCUCCUACCAUACACGCUCAACGUCUUUGAGUAUCCGCAAGCCCGGAAUUGCCGCACCUGGAUCGACGUAUUGACUGCUCAACAGAGGGAUGCGAAAUUGGUUCCGUGGGGUUCAGCGGAGGAGCAUUUGGAAAAUGUGCUUGAUGCCGAUUUCGCAAUUGACCUACAGGAGCUUACGGGGCUGAGACGUGUGGUCAUUGUUGCGUACGAAUACGGGCAAGGCGACAAGUCGAUCCGCAAGGGAGGCGUGAAAAAACCUGAAGUUCCCAAAGAAGCUUUUGAGAGGCUCAAGAUGGAGAUGGGCAGAAUUGAGGUAGGCAUAACGGCUGAAGGCGAUGUGUCGUUACGAGACAUGAACGCGUAA
Molecule: messenger RNA, 630 nt
Organism: Parastagonospora nodorum SN15
Lineage: Eukaryota; Fungi; Ascomycota; Dothideomycetes; Pleosporales; Phaeosphaeriaceae
Exons: 3
Coding region: 1-630 (209 amino acids)
Source: RefSeq, a predicted model, not a curated record